GAAACUCUUGUAUUGCCGGUAAACCGGUAAAUGAGUGUUGCGUCACUGUAUGGUGGGGUUUUUUGAUUUUCAAUAAAAAUCGUUCCCGUACUAUUGAUUUCAUGCGCCGAAAAAUGAAUUUUUAAGUUUGUUUUAAAUAUUCCAAUGUUUAAUGUAGUGCUAGAUAUUUAAAGGGCAUUUAUCUUUUUAGAACAAAUGAUCGUUUCGGAAGAAACUGAAACAACCUUGUGAUGAGCAAUAUGUAUUUUAAUAUCACUUUUUUACAAGAGUCUGCUUCAUUAUAUCCUGUUAACUCAGAAGGACUAUUGGUGUCUACUCUGUUUGUCGUUUAUUUAUUUUAUUAUAUUCUACGUGUUGCAAAACAUCCCAUACUAGUUUGUCAAGAUGGAAAUUUCAAAUCCUUUCUGUUAGAUUCAUGUCCUGUACUUCAAUACCGAUAUUGGCCAACCAUUUGGAGUUUUGGAAGUCAUGCUCAAACAGCUAUUGCUAACAUGGCUCGUGGCAGACUACCUGAUUUACCCUAUAAAAGAGAAAUUCUGAAGAUGAAAGAUGGAGGAAUUGUAGCACUGGAUUGGCUAGAAGCAGAUAAUACUAGGCAUAUUGUGAUAUUUUUACCUGGUGUAACUGGAUAUAGUCAAACUGAAUAUGUAAAAAGUUUAGUCCCUAUUGCACAAAAACUUGGAUGCAGGUCUGUUGUAUUCAAUAACAGAGGAAGAGGUGGUGUUGAUAUACUA
This is a messenger RNA of Stegodyphus dumicola, 734 nucleotides long. RefSeq names its product phospholipase ABHD3-like. Gene Ontology annotation, molecular function: monoacylglycerol lipase activity; acetylesterase activity. The record is from RefSeq and is a predicted model, not a curated record. Gene Ontology annotation, biological process: medium-chain fatty acid biosynthetic process; medium-chain fatty acid catabolic process. Lineage: Eukaryota; Metazoa; Arthropoda; Arachnida; Araneae; Eresidae.